This is a messenger RNA of Lucilia sericata (common green bottle fly), 1347 nucleotides long. RefSeq names its product cytosolic non-specific dipeptidase-like. NCBI's taxonomy places the organism in Eukaryota, Metazoa, Arthropoda, Insecta, Diptera, Calliphoridae. The transcript has 5 exons. The record is from RefSeq and is a predicted model, not a curated record. The annotation marks the transcript as partial. Gene Ontology annotation, biological process: proteolysis. Gene Ontology annotation, molecular function: peptidase activity.
UUGGCUGAUAUUGGUAAAGAAACUUUAGCAAACGGAGAAGAAAUUCCAUUACCUAAAGUUCUAUUGGCUACAAUAGGAAAGGAUUCGAAAAAGAAUACAGUUUUGGUUUAUGGCCACUUGGAUGUUCAACCAGCCCUUAAAGAAGACGGCUGGGCCACCGAACCCUUCGAACUAACCGAAAUAGAUGGUAAAUUAUGGGGUCGUGGAUCGACUGAUGACAAGGGUCCCGUACUUUGUUGGAUACAUGCUAUUGAAGCUUAUCAGAAAUUAAAUAUUGAUUUACCUGUCAAUGUUAAAUUUGUUUUGGAGGGAAUGGAAGAAAGUGACAGCGAAGGCUUAGAUGAGCUUCUCAUGAGUCUUAAAAAUGAUUUUUUGCGUGAUGUUGAUUACGUUUGCAUUUCGGAUAAUUAUUGGUUAGGCAAAACUAAACCCUGCCUAACCUAUGGUCUACGUGGUUUGGUCUACUUUACCAUUGAAAUUGAAUGUGCUCAGAAGGAUUUACAUAGUGGUGUAUUUGGUGGUACUGUCCAUGAGGCUAUGCCUGAUUUGUGUUGGCUUUUAAGUACUUUAGUGGAUAAAGAUACUAAUAUUCUAAUACCGGGCAUUGAUAGAGAUGUUGCUCCUUUAUUACACAAUGAAUUGGAAAUUUAUGAUAAAAUUGAUCAUGAUGUUGAGGAAUUAAGUAAAAAAGAUAUCGGUGCAACUAAAUUGCCUCACAACGAGAACAAAUCUCAAUUGUUAAUGCACAGAUGGCGUUAUCCUUCUUUAUCGAUACACGGCAUUGAAGGUGCCUUCUCAGAAGCCGGUGCCAAAACAGUUAUACCCGCCAAAGUUAUUGGCAAGUUUUCAAUACGUUUAGUAUACAACCAAGAUCCCGAUCAUGUAACCGAAUGUGUUCUUAAAUAUCUAAAUGAGAAAUGGUCCGAACGUAGUUCACCCAAUAAAAUGAUAGUGAAAAUGAUAAGUUCCGCUAAACCAUGGUCUGGCGAUCCCAAUCAUCCUCAUUAUGAAGCUGCUAAACGAGCAAUAAAGCAUGUCUUCCACGUUGAACCUGAUAUGACACGUGAAGGCUGUUCUAUACCCAUAACUUUGACAUUGCAAGAGGCAACGGGUAAAAAUGUUAUUCUAGUGCCUGUGGGGGCCAGUGAUGAUGGUGCCCAUUCUCAAAAGGAAAAGAUUGAUAUUUAUAAUUACAUUGAAGGAACUAAACUCUUGGGAUCUUAUUUAUAUGAAGUUGGUCAAUUAAAUUAAGUUUACUUUCAUUAUUAAAUACAUUAUUGAAAAACAAGAUUUAAAUCUGGGUAAGAAAUGUUCUGCGGGUUAUUUUUAAACGUAAAAAAAAAACUU